Molecule: messenger RNA, 3239 nt
Organism: Ylistrum balloti
Lineage: Eukaryota; Metazoa; Mollusca; Bivalvia; Pectinida; Pectinidae
Product: transformer-2 protein homolog alpha-like
Exons: 11
Coding region: 75-980 (301 amino acids)
Biological process (GO): positive regulation of mRNA splicing, via spliceosome
Cellular component (GO): spliceosomal complex
Molecular function (GO): RNA binding
Source: RefSeq, a predicted model, not a curated record
AUAUAUUCCUGGAACGUUGGUUGCACGUUGCUGUCAUUAUAUUAUAUCGAUUUUGCUGCUAAAAUACAUUGAAUAUGAGUGAAAAUGGUGAAUAUGUGUUUCAGCGGUCAAGGUCUGCAUCCAGAGAAUCCCGUGACACAGGUGAACAUUCUGGAACAUCGGUAGGAGAAGAGGACAACAACUCAGAGGCCUCACAUUCACUGUCUGUACACUCUUCACCCCUGUCUAGGUCCAAGUCGGGAUCUCCAUACAAUUACAACAAUCAGCGUCGUUCAGGUUACUCAAGGUCUCGGUCACCACGCUCCAGAUCAAGGUCACCACGCCAUCGUAGGAGGAGAUCAUACAGCAGAUCUCGUAGUCGCAGUCGAUCUCGAUCCCGAUCAAGAAGUCCUUAUGGAGACCGGAGACGACGGCCAGGUAAAAGCAGAAGUUACAGAGACUAUGACAGAGGACGCAGAAAUUCCUACAGAAGUCGAUCGAGAACACCACCAAGGCGAGGAUACAGAGGGAAAAGAGACACCUCGCCAAUGUCAAACAGACGAAGACACCAAGGAAAUAGGGAUAACCCAGAACCCACAAGAUGCUUAGGUAUUUUUGGGUUAAGUCUCUAUACACAAGAACGAGACCUUCGUGACGUGUUCUCUCGCUACGGAACGUUAGAAGAAGUACAAGUUGUUUAUGAUAGACAGAGUGGUCGUUCAAGAGGAUUUGCAUUUAUCUACUUCAGAAAUAUUGAAGACUCCAUUGAGGCAAAGGAUAGAUGCACUGGAAGUGAGAUUGAUGGACGAAGGAUCCGAGUUGACUACUCCAUCACUGAGAGAGCACACACACCCACACCAGGAAUAUACCUUGGCAAACCAACAUCGAGUGGGUACAGUGGUGGCAGUCGACGGAGAUCCCCAUCACCUUAUCAUGGCAGAAGAGGACGGUACAACUCUCGGUCACGAUCACGCUCAUUUUCUCCACGUGGUCAUUAUUGAGAGCUUGAUAAAGUUCUCAGCAGGAGGUAGCAGAUGUAAAUUGUUCAAUACCAAGACUGAGCAUAGGUGCAUGCAGGAUCCUUCAUGUGGAAAUUCUAAUAUAGGUGUGCGGACGAUGGAAUCUUUUCUGUGUACAUAAAAUGCUUCACAACACCCUCAAGAAAACUUAGUGACAUGUAGACUGUAAUUAGUUGAGCUUGGUGUUGUCUAGACUCAUGACAUUGUUUUAUUUGGGCCUUGUUAGUCUCCCAAAUGAUUUCAUUUUGUUCAGUAUUUUUCCAACGUCUAUGUACUUUUUUAUGAAUUUGUUUCUCUGAGGAUACAAAUGAUAUCCUGUCUUGAUGAGAUCUUGUGAGGGAUCGUCAUAAAUGUCUCACAUUUUGGGUUAGAUUUUUUAAUUUGGGUAGCCACUAAACAUUUUAAGAAUCGAAACAUAGGUUUACCUUGAGUUAAAUUUUGAAAUCUGCCUGUAGUCUUGUACUCGGAGAAGAAUGAAAUUGUAAUCCUCAGUGAGAACACCAGUAAUAUAAUUUGAACCAACUUAUGUCUGGGUUUCUGUUAGUUCACCUGUAUCGAAUUGUACAAGAGAAAAAUUGGCAGGUUUUGAUGGAUAUUUAUAAGAUUUUUUAAGUUAAUUGAUAAAGUUUGGAAGAAUUUGUAAUUUGGUUAGAACUUGUGUUGUCUUCAACAAGUAGUGAACAAAAUAUCUGGGAAGUUUGGUAUAUAAUCACUGAUCCUUGUAUAAGUAGAAUUCUCCUGGAUUGUAUAUAAUGACACAAACUGUAUUAUAUUGUUUACUUUUACAAGUUUCUCUAUACAUUUCAUAUUGCCCAGCUGUAGAAACUUAAUAGAAGUCAAUAUAUCACAUGAUGGCCAUUCAAUGUUUGAUAUUAUAUUUUUAAUGGUUUUUUUUUUUUUUUUGCUAUUCACAUUGGUGUAUAAAUAUCUAAAUUUGUCACUAUUCACAUAUUCAGGUGUGAUUUUUAAAUUGUGCAAGAAAGAGCAAAUAUUGACAGCAAAAGCAAAUGUGUGCAGUUAUCUUAAUCAGUCACGUAUUUAUAUCAAACCAAGUCUGUCUGAAUGCAAGAUUUGGUCCAAAUUCAGUCUUCAAUUUUUUUAAUUUUUGGAUUGUAAUAUCCAGUAAAUUGUAUGAUUUUGAAAAAUGCAGAGAAGUAGAACAAUUUAUACGAAGAUUUCUAUUGGGAUCAAGCUGUUACCUGUCCAUGUCAAAUAUCUAUAAGAAUAUAUACCUAGUAAUAGAAUAAGACCUAACAAGUGUUAGAAUUGAAAUUUCAUUUUAAGCAUUCUCUCCUGAAAAAACCAACAAAGAAGAAUCUGAUUGUAUUGUGAAGGGAGAUAACUUGUUUGUACUAUUGUACUGACUUUUUCUAUUUUGCAUUAUAAAGGAUGAUGAAGAAAGAAAAUUGAAGAUUGAAGUAAGAAAUUGAAGAUCUAGAAUGCGCAAUGUUCUUCACAUGGUGUUAUGGGUUGAAGUAGUACCAAAAUAUGAAGAGAAGAAUAAAUCAGUUCUGAAGAUUGAAGAGGUUCUCUCUAAAGGAUAAAUUUAUUCUGAAGUAUAAAGAAUGAAAAUUGAAGAAAAGUUCUGGAGUAAGAGAAAAAAAUAUGGGAAUAGGCCUUCGAUAUGCAUAAAAAGAAUUGAAGAUGGCAAAACGAAUAGAAGAUGGGUUGAUGAGAUAUGAAGCAUGUCUGAAGACAUCUGUAAAUCUUAAAAUUGGAAAGAAGAAUGAAGUACGUGUGAAGUAUAGGGAAGACCGAAAAUUAGUGCAUGGUUUCUUGGUUGGGUAAGAUUGUAUUUUUUUCGUUAUUCUGUGAAAGAAUUAUUUUAACUCGUGUAAAAUGAAAAUAUGUGAAGAAUUUUUUUAAAAUUCAAAAUCAAUACAGUGUCAGAAUGAGUUGACUUUGGAAAGAUUUUAACAUCAAUGGAUUUUAAGUUUCUGUAUUUGUUCAGAUAUUCAUUUUGCUGUAGAUUAUUGGCUUUUAUAGCAGAUUUGUGUAAUGAAUGAUUUGUAUGACUAAACUUGGAGAAACAGUUUCUCAAGCGAUUCCAGCUUCGUAUUGGUAAGUAUGGUCAUCAACUGCUCUGCAAGUAAAAUGGACUGAGGACAAAUGUAUAAAGGAAAGGAACACACAGGAUGAAAUAUUUACUCCAUGGGUGUCUCUUCAACUGGAUACAAAUCAUCAGCUUGUUGAAUUUCCUUGUUGAGAUUUCAAAUUCAAUAAAAGAAAAUGAAAAUCACA